Messenger RNA from Rhea pennata, 957 nucleotides. It is a transcript of the gene RAX, whose product is annotated as retina and anterior neural fold homeobox. Bases 1 to 957 code for a protein of 318 amino acids. Gene Ontology annotation, biological process: positive regulation of transcription by RNA polymerase II. The record is from RefSeq and is a predicted model, not a curated record. The transcript is spliced from 3 exons. Gene Ontology annotation, molecular function: RNA polymerase II cis-regulatory region sequence-specific DNA binding; DNA-binding transcription factor activity, RNA polymerase II-specific. Lineage: Eukaryota; Metazoa; Chordata; Aves; Rheiformes; Rheidae.
AUGCACCCGCCCGGCGCCCUGCUCGCCAUGGCCGAGGGCGCCUUCUCGCUGUCCGCCCCUGCGGCGCGGAGCCCCGGCGGCAACCCGUCGAGGCUGCACAGCAUCGAGGCCAUCCUGGGGUUCCCCAAAGAGGACGGCCUGCUCGGCCCCUUCCCGCCCGACGGCGGCGGCGCCGCCAAGGAGGCGGACAAGCGGGGCCCGCGGCACUGCCUCCCCAAGGCGCCCGGGGAGCCGCCGCCGGCCGAGCCCCCGGGCCGCGCCGAGCGCUGCCAAGAGCCCUACUGCCCCGGCAGCGCCAGCCCCGAGCUGCCCGCCGGCAGCAGCGGCGAGGGGAAGCCGUCGGACGAGGAGCAGCCCAAGAAGAAGCACCGGCGGAACCGCACCACCUUCACCACGUACCAGCUCCACGAGCUGGAGCGCGCCUUCGAGAAGUCCCACUACCCCGACGUGUACAGCCGCGAGGAGCUCGCCAUGAAGGUCAACCUCCCCGAAGUGCGCGUGCAGGUGUGGUUUCAGAACAGACGGGCCAAGUGGCGGCGGCAGGAGAAGCUGGAAGUGACCUCCAUGAAGCUGCAGGACUCCCCCAUCCUCUCCUUCAACCGCUCGCAGCAGCCGGCACCCAUGGGCCCCCUCAGCAGCAACCUGCCGCUGGAGACGUGGCUCAGCCCGCCGGUGCCCAGCAGCACGGCCCUGCAGACGCUGCCCGGCUUCGUGGCCUCACCGCAGAGCCUGUCCGGCAGCUACACACCACCGCCCUUCCUGAACUCUCCAGCAGUGACCCACACCCUGCAGCCCCUGGGGGCCAUGGGGCCACCACCGCCUUACCAGUGCGGAGCCACCUUUGUGGACAAGUUCCCCUUGGACGAGGCGGACCCGCGCAACACCAGCAUUGCCGCCUUACGGAUGAAGGCCAAGGAGCACAUCCAGUCCAUCGGCAAGCCCUGGCAGACGAUCUGA